This is a messenger RNA of Glarea lozoyensis ATCC 20868, 1041 nucleotides long. RefSeq names its product NAD(P)-binding Rossmann-fold containing protein. The record is from RefSeq and is a predicted model, not a curated record. The transcript has 4 exons. Bases 1 to 1041 code for a protein of 346 amino acids. Gene Ontology annotation, molecular function: oxidoreductase activity. NCBI's taxonomy places the organism in Eukaryota, Fungi, Ascomycota, Leotiomycetes, Helotiales, Helotiaceae.
AUGGCACAAAUGCGCGCAGUCGAUAUCAAGAACGGCACCGGCCCCGCCACAUCCCUCCACAUCACCUCCCUCCCAAAACCAACCCCCUCCCCCGGGCAAGCCCUCAUAAAAAUAAAAGCCUUUGGUCUAAACCGCAUGGAUCUCCUCCAACGCGAAGGGCGCUACCCUGUCCCUCCACAGGCCCCAAAGACGCUCGGCGUGGAGUUCUCCGGUACAAUCGAGGAAGUAAACGGGGACGGCGGGAAAGAAGGGUUUAAGGCUGGUGAUGAGGUGUUCGGUCUCGCGUAUGGAGGCGCGUAUGCGGAGUGGAUUGUUGUUAGUGUCAGGAUGAUAUUGAAGAAGCCGGAGCAUUUGAGUUUUGUGGAGGCGGCGGGGGUGCCGGAGACGUGGAUUACGGCUACUCAGGCACUAUAUCUCAUCGGCGAAUUUGCGGAGGGUAAAUCUGUUCUUUGGCACGCGGGCGCGAGUUCAGUAUCAAUCGCCGGCAUCCAACUCUCCCGCGUCGGAAAAGCCUCAAACAUCUACAUCACCGCGGGCUCGCAAGAGAAAAUCGAUUUCUGCACGCACGAACUGGGCGCCACCGCAGGUUUCAACUACAAAACCACCGACUGGGCCUCUGAAAUCCUGAAAGCCACGGAUGGCAAAGGCGUCGAUAUAAUCGUCGAUUUCGUCGGGGCGCCGUAUUUCCAGAACAACCUCAAAGUCGCAGCGAAAGACGCGCGCAUCGUGCAGCUGGGCUUCAUGGGCGGCAGUAAAUUGCCGGAGGGCGUGGAUAUAAGCGGGUUUCUGUUGAAGAGGGUUAGGUAUGAGGGGAGUAGUUUGAGGAGUCGGGAUGAGGUGUAUCAGGGGAGGUUGCGGGAUCGGUUGGAGGAGUGGGUUGGGCUGUUUGGUGAGGAUGGGAAGGGGGAGGGGAAAGAUGGAGGGGGGAAAGGACUGAAGGUUUAUGUUGAUAAGGUUUUUAAGUGGGAGGAUGUUGUUGAGGCGCAUAGGUAUAUGGAGGGGGAUGGGAGUAAGGGGAAGAUUAUUUGUACGAUUGAUUAA